AUGGCGUUUGGGAUUUUGCAGCCAAGGUGUUCGACGGAAUGCCUAGUCGAAACUAAUUCUAUCAUUCAAGCAGCCUGGACACGAAGAUCUAGAGGAGAAACUUCAAAAAGACCAAACAGGAAAUCAUGGAAGCAAAGAACAGAUAUGUACAUGAGGCCAUUUGUUUUGGAUGUAUACUUUUCAAGGAGGUUCAUACAUGCCAAAGUGAUGCAUCGAGGAACAAGCAAAGUGGUGUCGGCAGCAAGCACCAAUUGCAAGGAUUUAAGGUAUUCAUUGCCAUCGCCCACUGAUGACAAUGCAUGUCGGAUUAUUGGGAACCUAAUUGCUGAGAGAUGUAAAGAAGCUGAUGUAUUUGUCAUCUCUUACGACCCUCCAAAGAGUGCAAAAAUUGAAGGCAAAAUUGAGAUUGUCAUUGAUGCCAUUAAGGACAAUGGUAUCUUGUUCGUUUAA
Molecule: messenger RNA, 450 nt
Organism: Cucurbita maxima (winter squash)
Lineage: Eukaryota; Viridiplantae; Streptophyta; Magnoliopsida; Cucurbitales; Cucurbitaceae
Product: 50S ribosomal protein L18-like
Exons: 2
Coding region: 1-450 (149 amino acids)
Biological process (GO): translation
Cellular component (GO): ribosome
Molecular function (GO): 5S rRNA binding; structural constituent of ribosome
Source: RefSeq, a predicted model, not a curated record